This is a messenger RNA of Durotheca rogersii, 13596 nucleotides long. RefSeq lists its product as uncharacterized. The record is from RefSeq and is a predicted model, not a curated record. Gene Ontology annotation, biological process: amino acid activation for nonribosomal peptide biosynthetic process; secondary metabolite biosynthetic process. Bases 316 to 13596 code for a protein of 4426 amino acids. Lineage: Eukaryota; Fungi; Ascomycota; Sordariomycetes; Xylariales; Xylariaceae. Gene Ontology annotation, molecular function: catalytic activity; phosphopantetheine binding. The transcript has 4 exons. Gene Ontology annotation, cellular component: cytoplasm.
UUCUGGCCCGGGAUAUCGAUCUUGCCAAGCGAGGCCUUACGGCGAGCGGUCGUGGCUUAUAGUCGAACGAAGCCAUGUGAUAUGCUGAUCGGGUUCGUUUCUUGCCGCAAGAGGACUCCGCCGGUUUCCUUAGCACUCGCUACUACCUCUUCAGGUCUUAUUACCCGUGUCUUUGUGGCAUGUGUCUGUGUUUCUGCGAGCUCGAUUCGAUAGAUAAGUUUCGCCUGAAAUCGCCUGUUUGCGUGUUAAUGAUGGUGAUAGCUCAGCAAAAGUCGCCGAUUUUCAGAAUAGAUUUUUCAAGUACGCGCCAGCAAGAUGUCCAGCCAUACGGACUCAGUAGUCUACAGACUCACCAUCCUUGAUUUGAUUGCAAGGCAUAUCCACAGCCACCCAGAUGCAGAGGCGAUCUGCUCUUCUAACGACUCCAUGUCGUACUAUACCCUCGAUAAUGAUUCGCGGAUCUUCGCAUACCACCUAGUGUCACAUGGAGUACACUCGGAAGUUAUAGUGCCUAUCUGUUUCGAAAAGUCGAUAUGGACAGUGGUCGCAAUACUUGCCGUUCUCAGGGCAGGGGGUGCUUUCGUUCUCCUUGACCCCGCUCAUCCCACCGAGAGACUGGAGACGAUCAUUCGUAAAUCCAAAGCGAAGGUCGCCGUCACCUCGCGUUCUCAGCAAGGCCGAAUCGCUGACCUGGGCGUACAAGCAUUAUGCUUAGACAAGCUUGCCCUUGGCCAACUGGAAUUGGCUGAGAGUGGUCCGCUACCACCUGUGACGGCAACCAGUGCGGCAUACGUGGUGUACACGAGUGGGAGCACAGGACAACCCAAGGGCGUGGUCGUCGAGCACGGUUCAUUCUGUGCCGGGGCGGUAGGACAUGCGCACGCGAUGCAUAUGGACGCGUCGUCACGCGUUCUCCAGUUCGCAUCGUAUAACUUUGACGCGUCUAUUACUGAGAUGCUGACGACUCUCGUCGUCGGUGGGACAAUAUGCGUCAUCGCAGAAUCGGAUCGGCUGGACUCCAUCGCCUUUACUGCUGCGGUGACGAAAAUGGGCGCGACCUUUGCGCUGCUGACCGCAUCCUUCAUCGAUACGUUGCCCGUUGGCGGGCUGAAAAGCCUAAAGACUCUUGUCCAAGGUGGUGAAGCCUUACCGCAAGGAGUGCUGGAGAAAUGGGCUGACAGAAUUACGUUGAUGAAUGCCUACGGCCAAGUUGAGGCUUCCGUGGUUUCCACAUGCACUCCACCGAUACCUCGCGGUUCGAGUGGGAGUAACAUAGGAAAGGCCGUCGUGGGACGUUGUUGGGUGGUAGACCCGGACGACCCCAACAGGAGAAUGCGACAAGGAGAGGCCGGAGAGCUUCUCGUCGAAGGGCCGCAUGUCGCUAGGGGCUACUUGGACGAUCCAAAGAAGACCCAGCAGUCGUUCAUCAGUAGGCCUACUUGGCACACGCAACUUUUCCCGGCGGAACACGACGUCCAAGCUCUUCGCUUUUACAAGACAGGCGAUCUUGUCGUCGAAGAAGCGGACGGCAGCUUUGCCUUUGCUGGCAGAAAGGACGAGCAAGUCAAGGUUAAUGGCCAGCGGAUCGAAUUGGGGGAAAUCGAACACCAAUUCAAGCGCGUGAUGAAUUCCGCGCGAGAUCUCGUGGUCGAACUGGUGAAAAGGAAAACCAGCGGCGGCUACCGUGGCAUUCUAGUUGGCUUUGUUGCCCUGAACCUCGACUGGACUGAUAAUGAUGACGCGGCUAACAGGCGACUACUGGACUCAGAAAUGGGUCCCUUAGCGAAGCAGGUCAAUAAUGUUCUUCCCAAUUAUAUGAUGCCCGCUUCGUUUGUACCUGUCCGGCGCAUCCCAAUCUCUAUCAAUGGCAAGAUUGACCGCAAGGCCCUCCGAGCUUUAGGUGAAGCUCAUUUCUCAGGGAGACAAAACCAGACGGAAUUGCCGGGGCCUAAGCGCUCUGCUCUCAGUCAAGUCGAGCAGAAACUCCGAAAGAUUUGGAGCAGAGUAUUGAAUGUGAGAGAGGCGGACAUCGAUCGGACUAGCAUCUUCCAGACCCUUGGCGGCGACUCCAUCUCCGCGAUGCAAGUUGUAUCGCAGGCCGCCACGGAUGGUUUACGGGUUACAGCACAGCGUAUUCUUCAACGGAAGACUAUCGAAGCUCUAGCCUCUGACAUGAUGGUUAAACCGAAUACGCAGAGGGUUGAGGCAGAAGAAGAAGAAUACGUGGAGGAGCCCUUCGGUUUAUCCCCGAUUCAACGGCUAUUCUUUGCGCUGUCACCCGAGGGCAACAAUCACAACAACAUCAGUUUCCUGCUUCGUAUUAAUCGUACGAUCGAACAAGAUGCUAUUGAAAGCGCUGUUGGCGCAGUAGUAUCAAGGAAUGCCAUGCUACGAGCCAGGUUCCUUGAAUGGAAGCCGGGUAGUUGGCUUCAAUACGUCUCAACCGAUGUUUCGGGGUCUUACCGCAUAACUACUCACGAGCUCGACAACUUGAGAUCAGAUCCGAUGCCAAUUAUAAGAAAGUCCCAGAGAAGCAUCAGCAUUAAGGACGGCCCUCUCCUUCGCGUCGAUCUCAUAACAACUCGGCAGGAACAAGUUCGUCUCCUAUUCAUAUGCGCUCACCACCUCGUCACCGACUUCGUAUCUUGGCGCAUCAUCCUACAACAGCUUGAAGAGUAUAUCCAGACGGGAAAGAUAGUAUCUCCAAAAAGUUAUCCUUUUCAAAAUUGGUGCCGAGAACAGGAGAGGCAGAUUCGACAUUCACAUUCCCAACAGCAGUCAUCUGCACCAUCCAUGCCCGACUACAACUUUUGGGGUAUGCAAGGGACGCCAAAUACGUAUGGGGAUUCGGUCACUAAGACGAUCGUAUUGGAUAAAGCACUUUCGUCCGAGAUACUAAGUUCAGCACAUAAAGACGCCCUCCAGGUCGAGGUAGUCGAUAUGAUACUCUCCGCGGUUAUGUAUUCUUUUCAGAAGAUCUUCUACGAGAGACAGUUACCACCAUUCUUUGUGGAAGGGCAUGGCCGAGAGCCGUUCUGGGACGAUAGCAUAGAUUUGUCCUCGACAAUGGGCUGGUUUACAACUAUCCUUCCGAUAAUACUAUCUCGCGGAGAUUGUAACGACCCCUUGGAAGCGCUUCGGCAAGUGAAAAGCCAACGUGCGAAGUUUUCCGAUAACGGGUUGGCUCAGUUCGCGGCCAACCUUUACAGCCAGAAGCGAGACCAGAGCGGCAUCAAAUACUCCUCCAUGGAGGUGACGUUCAACUAUGCCGGCAUUUACCAGCAACUCGAGCGCCAGGGCAGCCUCUUCUCCGAAGUGACAGAACACACACUUAUGAACCUGGACGGAUUUGGAGAAUCGUUGCCGCGGUUCGGCCUCAUCGAAGUAUUGGGCAAUGUCCACCACGGGCAUAUUAAGUUGUCGUUCACCUUCAACAAAAGGAUGCAACACCAAGAUCGUAUUAGCUUGUGGAUCGAAGAGUGUCAGCGGACUCUUCAAGUGACAACCUCCCAUCUGAAUCCCUCCUGGCGCGACUUCCCACUCCUAGGGGCACCUUCGUCAGCUGAUAUCCAGAAUGCAUUGUCAACGAUGGAACUUCGGAUAGAGGAUGUCGAGGAUAUUUACCCGUGUUCUCCGAUGCAGAACGGCAUGCUCAUCAGUCGUGUCACUGAAAGAGGGAGCUACCUGUCUCAGCUCUAUCUGGAAAUCAGGUCGAACAGUGCACCUAUUGAUGUUGGUCGUCUUAAAAGUGCUUGGCAAGCUGUGGUAGACCACCACGCUGCGCUGAGAACGUUGUUGAUGGAAAGCGUCAGGGGCGACGGGAGUUUUGAUCAAGUGGUGCUACGCCGAUCUGAAGCGGCCAUCACGCAGGUUGAUGACCGUCUUGAGGAGCAGUUUGUUGCCUCUUGGCCCUUGAAUAGACCCCAGCACCAUCUAUUCUUGAGAUUUGAAUCUCCUUCGCAUCUCCUCUUACGCUUGGAUAUCAGCCAUGUUUUGAUCGACGGGAACUCUACUGCAACCCUGUUGCGAGACCUUCAGCGAGCCUACGAUAGUCCUAGGAUCCUCACCCUUGAGCCGCACCCAUUAUACAGCCUCUACAUCAAGCAUACCUCGAGUCAUUCCCCAAACCAUUCCCUGGAUUACUGGAGGCGGCACUUGUCUGGCUGCCACCCUUGUAUUCUUCCGGAGUCGGGCGAUUCGAAAAAGGGGCGACUGGAAGUCGCCCAUGUGCCCACACUUGAUUCAAUGCAGACGAUGAACUUCUGCCGAAAGAACGGUAUUACGGUCUCAGACCUGCUUAAGACAGCCUGGGCUAUCGUAUUGCAUUGGUAUACGGGAUCAACCAGCCCCGUGUUCGGGUCGCUGAGCACCACCCGAGGCGAGGAGCACGAGAAGACGGUCGGCGUGUUCAGUAAUAUACAGCCGUUCUCUGUCAAAAUCGGCCCUGAUUCGACAAUUCUGAGGGUGCUGGAAAGUGUGCAGAGCGAUAGCAUAGAGCAAAUGGCCCAUAACGAGUGCUCUCUUGCCGACAUAAUGAAUGUGGUAGACAUGAAGGACGCACCACGGACUGGACUGUUCAAUACGGCCAUGUCGCUGCAGAAGUUGGCUCCCAUCCACCAUGACAGCAGCAUAGACAUCAAGAUAACCCGCGAAAUUGAUCCGACAGAGUUUGCGGCGACAUUCCUGGCCUACGUUAGCAACUCGAGCAUCGAGCUUUCAAUCCAACAUUGGACCUCUAAGUUGUCGACGGAGCAGGCGAGUAACAUUGCAGCCACAUUGUCAACGGUGGUGCAAACCAUGAUUAGGAACCCAGACUCGACUGUCAAGAACCUGAAUGUCAUCAGUGAGAGAGAUUGGUCUCGUCUAGGCCGAUGGAACGCAAGACUAAACUCGUGUGCUCCCGUCAAUGCUUGCAUCCACCAACUUGUCAAGGAUGUUAGCAUGAAGCAGCCGAAAUCGCUAGCUGUCGAUGGCUGGGACGGCAAGUUGACAUACGAGGAGCUCGACUGUUUGUCUUCCAAGCUCGCGGGUCACCUUCAUCACCUAGGCGUUCGCCCCGAGUCCAAGGUCCCGGUGUGUAUGGAGAAGUCUGUUUGGACUAUUGUUGGCAUGCUCUCCGUACUGAAGGCCGGGGGAGCAUUCGUCCCCUUCGAUCCGGAAGCGCCGCUCGCACGGAUGCUGAAGCUCAUAGGGGACCUCUCGGCGAGCCUUGUAAUUGCAAGCCCGAAGACGGCUCACCGGCUACAGGAUCACACAACUCAGGUCGUAUUAUCACUUGAGUUUAUACUAAAUCUUCCCGAGCGGAGUUUUCAGGCGGCUGUCAGCCCUGAAAAUUUGGCAUAUGUCAUGUUCACCUCAGGCUCGACGGGGGAGCCUAAAGGAAUUAUGAUGCAGCACUCACAGAUACUGGCCAGCUCUGCCCAGUAUUGCCAAAUGCUCGGUCUCGAUGAGCAGUCGUGUGUGUUGCAAUUCUCGGCUUAUACAUUUGACGCCAGCAUUUUCGAGAUAUGGAGCACGCUUAUUUCGGGAGGCCGCGUAUGCCAGAUAUCUGAGGAACAGCGUAUGGACGACGUCGAGGGUGCGAUAGGCAGCCUUUCCCCCAAUACCAUGUUCAUGACGCCUGCGAUGCUAGGCUUAAUGCAGCCCCAUAAGAUACCCAGCAUCCGCACCGUCGUGACAGGCGGCGAGGUGAUCCCCCAGAGCGUCCUCAGCACCUGGGCGCCCGCCGUGCGUCUCAUCGAAGCGUACGGACCGACGGAGACCGCCGUAUUUGCCACUUUCCAGAUGGACCUCAGUACGGAUUCGGAUAGGCUAUGUAUCGGACAGAGCUUCUGUUGCCGAGCCUGGGUAGUUGAUGCGGAGUCACUGAACCUCGUCCCUAUCGGGGCGGCUGGCGAACUGUGGCUCGAGGGCCCUAGCCUGGCCCGCGGAUACCUGAACGCCGAAAAGCAAACUGCUGAGAGCUUCGUUUACCACGAGAACUGGUUGGAACCUGGUAAAACCUGUCGGUUCUACCGCACCGGUGACUUGGUGCGGAUGAAAACGGAUGGUAGCCUCCAAUUCGUCGGCCGCAAGGAUUCGCAAGUAAAGAUUAGGGGCCAACGUAUCGAGUUGUCGGAGGUAGAGCAUCAGGCUUCGCUUGCCCUCGAAUAUCGCACACCAGUUGCAGCUGUCACGGUAAAUUCCCUGCUUGCUCUCCUCGUCGAGGUAGGAAGUGUUUCCGACCAACACGCCUCCUCAACCGUCUCACUACUACAAGCCGAGCUUCCCGAGCGCCUACCACGAUUUAUGGUUCCGUCAAUAAUCCUACUAACCUCUGAUUCCUUUCCACGACUGUCUUCGGGAAAGCUGGACAGAAAGUCGCUGCAAGUAAUGGCGACGAGACUCAGGGAAGAGCAGCGCCUGAAGAGAAUGGCGAAACGGGCCGACGAGCCUUUGCAGGAUCACAAGCUUAUCAAGGCCGUCGCAUCAGUGCUCAAACUUGAGUCUUCCCAGAUAAAACUGAGCGAUAACUUCUACCAGCUCGGCGGAAAUUCGAUAUUAGCGAUGAGACUGGUGGCUGCUACGAGAGCCGAGGGCCUUCGCCUCACCGUCGCCUCAGCUUUGAAGAACCCUGUGUUGCGUGACAUGGAGAAGACACUGGUUCCUAUCGCACAGGAGGCAUCCACGACGACUGAUAUACCGCCAUUCGGUCUUCUAAAGGACCACGUGGAAUUGAUCCGAACGGAGGCCGUCAAAGCCUUCAAUCUACAGUCAGAAGAUGAAAUCGAAGACAUAUACCCGGCUACGCCUAUGCAAGAGGCCCUUAUUGUAGAAUCAUCCAAGAACCCUUUGGCUUACGUGGCUCAGCAUGUGGUCGAACUUCCUUCGGAUCCUGACUUUAGCCUCCCGAGGUUUCGCGCAGCUUGGGAAAGGUGUGUCGAGCAAUAUCAUAUCCUACGUACACGCAUCUUCCAGUCUGUGCAAACGAGGCCGCCUCGCCCGAUGCAGGUCGUUAUGCGUGGAGUCUCGGUGAACUGGGAGUACGGCGACGAUUUGCAGUCUCACCUAGAGAACAUUGCGUACACACCAGGGGAGUCCGUCAAUGUGGUCGCAAUAAUCCACGACAGUAAUUUGAAAGCUCGGUACUUCGUCUGGGUGGCCCAUCACAGCCUGUACGAUGGAUUCUCGCUUAGCGCGUUACUACAGAGAGUCCACGAUCUCUACAGCGGAAAUACGCAGGUACCCAAGACAAUACCCUUCAAAAAUUACGUCAAAUACGCCAACGAAGUUCAGGAUUCUAGAGCUGCGAUGGAAUUUUGGAGGUCCUACCUGGCCGGCGCUUCACCCUCUUCUUACCCCCCUGUCCGAGCUGGGGCCAAGGCAGACAGCACACUGGACUUCCAAAUACAUCUCCCGGAACAGAGCGAAAUAGAAGUCACUCUAACGACUAUUCUACGAGUAGCUUGGGCGUUGACGAUCGCCACAUGUAACGACGAGGCAGAGGAUAUUGUGUUCGGAGGCAUUGUGAGCGGCAGGAAUGCGCCGCUGGAUGGCGCCGACACGGUCAUGGGGCCUACCAUCACCGCUACUCCUGUGCGAGUGACAUUCAGUUCCGGUGAACUAGCACGCGAAGUUCUCCUGCGAGUCCAGAAACAGGCAUUUGCCAUGAUUCCACACGAGGUGCUAUCCCCACGGAACAUUCGCGCACUCUCGCCAGAUGCGGCCAGGGCCUCGUCAUUUGGCAGUCUGCUUGUUGUUCAGCCACCGUUGGAAGCUAGCAUGCCAUACAAGGUCCAGUCCAACGCCGUUGACGUUUACGGCUCCUUUUCGUACCCUCUGAAUAUCGUUUGCACCUUGGUCGAUAAAAGUACCGUCAAGGUAGAUGUCACAUACGCGUCGGCGGCCCUUGAAUCUUCCCACGUUGAGCAGCUGAUGGACCAGUUCGACUACAUCACGCGAAGCCUUGUUGACGAUAGGGGAGAUCUGGUGGUCGGAAAUAUUGGCUCGAUGAGCUCCGCCUCCCCAUCUAGUACCCCCGGCCCCGUAUCAACUCGCGGCAGCUCACCCGACAUUGCGCCCCUGACACCGAUGGAAAUUCAACUGCGGAUAUUCUGGGCUGAACUGCUGGAACACAAAGAGCCAGAGAGUAUUGGAUCAUCGAACAACUUCAUAGAAUUGGGCGGGGAUUCUAUCACGGCCAUGCAGCUUUCGGGGAUUGCCCGGCGACAGGGCUACGCGCUCCAAGUGCCCGACAUUCUUCAUAAUCCGAUACUGAGAGACAUGGCCGUCUGCAUGGCCGUUCUUGAUGGGCCCGGGGAGAAAACCCAGAUCCCACCUUUCUCACUACUUCCAACUUCCACACCCCGGGACGAGUUCCUCCCCUUGGCUGCCGCCGAUAUAUCUGUGCUAAUAGACAGUAUAGAGGACAUGUACCCCUGCACGCCACUACAGGAAGGGCUCAUGGCGACGUCAAGCUCACGCCCCGGCGCAUACAUCGCACGACUGGUAGUGGAUAUGAAGCUUCGCGAUAUCGAAAGCUACAAGGCCGCAUGGGAAUCUGUCGUCACGUCUCAUCCGAUACUCCGCACGAGAAUCGUCCAUCUCGGAACCGCCGGAAUGGUCCAGGUCGUAUUGAAACCCUCACUACCAUCGAUCGACUGGAGAACAAGCACGAACAUAGACGACUACAUCAAGGAAGACCAAGACAAACCGAUGGGCUUCGGAGAUUCCUUGACUAGAUACGGAAUCGUCGUCACCGGAAACGAUGUGAAAUUCAUAUGGACUGCCCAUCAUGCCAUUUACGAUGGCGCCACCGUUGCUCUGCUGUCGGAAGCUGUCCACAACGCUCAUACCGGGAAAUAUAUGGAGGAGCCGCCUAAGUUUAACAGAUUCGUAGAGUAUUUAACCAAACUCGACACAGAUGGAUCCGAUGAGUUUUGGAAGAGGACCCUGGCCGGUUCUAAGUCGAUGCCGUUUCCUCUGGUGUUGUCACUAGACCACGCAUCCCAAGCCAACCACGUGGUUGAAAGACGAGUCAUCCUGGGGCGAAAGAAACCGGCCGGUAUCACCAUGGCAAGCUUACUUCAGACGGCCUGGGCAUUCGUACUGGCUAGGUAUUCGGGUUCCGACGACGUGGUACUUGGAGUUGUGCAGUCGGGGCGCCUCGUCCCGGUACCAGACAUCGACCGCAUGCCCGGACCCGUGAUCACCACCGUGCCCCUAUUUAUCCGCCUCGACCGCACACAGACACUAACCAGCCUGCUCUACCAGGUCCAAAGCGCAACUAAUGAAUUAAUACCCCAUUGCCAUCGAGGGCUGCAGAACAUCCGGGAAGUUAGCGACGAUGCUAGACAGGCGUGCGACUUCCGCUCGCUACUCACAAUCUUCCCUCAAGAAACAGAAUGUCUUGCCGAAUUCGACCUGCGGAGAGCGCUCUCUCUCACAAGUGACGCGGCUGACUUUCACAAUUACCCGCUCGCCUUGGAGUGCGCUUUCACGGAGUCCGAUAUCCGGCUCACGGCAACACACGACACCAGCGUCAUCGAGCCGCGCCAGAUGGACUGGAUGCUUCAGCAGCUCGACAAUGUCCUGCAACAAUUGGUCUCAGUGGACAUCGCACUCAAGCCUGUCGCGCGGAUGGAGCUAUUGACGCGGCAAGAUUAUGAUAGACUCUACGGCUGGGGUAGGAAUGCUCUCGCGAGAGACCAAGCCAAUUGCCCGUCAGCCUGGGUUGUCGACUUGCGCUACGACGACUGGCUUGCUCCCACCGGGGUGGUUGGAGAGCUCGUGGUCGAAGAGCGCGUAGAGCCGUACAAGAACGGGAUCGCAAGCACCCCGAGGUGGCUUGAGAGAUUUGGCCUCCGCAACAGACAUACGAUCAGGACUGGCCAACUUGCUCGGUUCAACUGUGACGGGUCAUUAGAGAUCAUCGGCCCAAAGUCGACACUCGUAGAAUCCAACGGCCGUCGUUUUAUUGCCAGAGAUAUCGAGCAGCUCGCGAGCAAAUUCUUACGGAAUAUGGACGUCUCCAUCCAAGUGGUCAAAGGAGGCGAUGGGUCGGGAAGGGACUCACUUAUCGCCUCCGUGGCGUGGGAGCUCGGACAGACGGACAACGAAUCGGCGCAGAAGUCCUCGGAAGUGUUACUGCGAACCGUCGGAGACAGGCUUAAACGCGUGUUGCCCUCAUUCAUGGUGCCCAGCACGUUUGUUCCGAUGCGUCGCUUCCAUUCACCAACCAGCGACAACACCGACUCGACAAAGGAAGCUGACCUUGCAACCGCCUUCAUCCUAGAAAAUGUCGCCGAGGAUUUGACCAAAACCGGUAAUGCAGAUUCUGCCGAGAUAGAACGCUGCCUUCUCCCGCUAUGCGAAUCAAUCCUUGGUCUUGAAGGUAUGAUUGGGGAUGAUAACUUCCUCAACCUCGGAGGCGACUCCCUAGAUGCGAUGAAACUAGUCGCGGCAGCUCGACACCAAGGCAUCAUACUCACCGUCAGAGACAUAUUCGACAACGCCAUCAUAUCAAGGAUCUCAGAGGUCGCGAAAUUCCGUCCGAAGUCUGAGGUCGUUCUUCCACCAUUCUCUAUCAUCGGCGACAACGUGGACGAGGCGGUCGCGGAAGUAGCCGCAUAUUGUCACAUCGAGAGGGAGCUGAUCGAGGAUGUAUAUCCAAGCACACCUCUUCAAGAGGGGCUCAUGGCUUUGUCUAACAUGGAGAGAGGCGCCUACAUCGCAGAAUAUAUCGUCCCUGUACCGGACGCGGAGGCGGCUAAAGCGGCCUGGGUGUCCCUUGUCACAGCCACCCCUAUUCUCCGUACUCGUAUCGUCCAAACGGACAAAUGGGGAUGUCUACAAGUUGUCGUCGAGAAGAACGCUGAUACCGAGGUCGGAUCAGCGAGAAGCCUUGACGAGUACCUCGUGCACGCACGGAAAGACGUCAUGCUACCCGGACAGAGGCUCGCCAAGGCCAGUAUCGUGACUGAAGGAAACACAAGCUACCUCGUCCUCUUCGUACACCAUGCCCUUUUCGAUGGUUGGUCCUGGGGCAUGCUCCUCGAUCGACUCUACGCACAUUACCAGGGUUUGCCCUUGAGUCCGGCACAACCUUACAACCGAUUCAUUCAUUACCUUCACAAGACUCUUGACUCCAAGGCAUCCGAGGACUUCUGGCGCUCAUACCUCGAAGGCGCAAACCCAGCCCCUUUCCCGCCAACGUCAAAACAUAUUGAACCCCUACCCGAGGCUCACGAGAGCCGCCGCAUCCGUCUAGACAGGCCGAAAACCCACGCUCACACUACAACUACCAUUAUACAGGCCGCUUGGGCCCUACUCGUAGGCCACUACACGGCUUCCGAAGAUGCCGUAUUCGGGGCCACGCUCUCGGGCAGAACAGUGCCGCUCGACGGCGUUCAAGACAUAAUCGGCCCGACCUUUGCCACGAUCCCUAUGCGAUUCCGUCUCAACGGCGCCAGGUCGGUGUCUGAGCUGCUCGACACAGCGCAGAGCGUCAGCAUGAGCCCGAUGCAGCACUUCGGGCUGCAGCGCAUACGGCAGAUCAGCGCCAGCACGCGGGCCGCCUGCGAAUUCGGCAGCCUGCUCGUCGUCCAGCCCGCCAGCAGCGAUGACAGCUCGGAGAACUUCUUCCUGCGCGGGAAUGACUCGAAGCUCGUGUCCGGCUUUACCAAUUACGGCACCAUCCUGCUCUGCCAAAUGCUCCCCGACUCCAGCAUCGACGCCAGUAUCGUGUUCGACUCGAGAGUCGUAAGCCAGCGGUGGGCCAAAUGUCUCCUCGGCCGAUUCGACCGCGUGUUGCAACAGCUCUGCGGCGAUGCCGAUAUUGCGAUUGGCAGCGUGGAUUACUACAUCCCAGAUGACCCCGACGGAGAGACCCUGAAGAUAGUCGAACCAGAGGAUACCCCAAGCGCGAUACCGAUUCCAGAAUCGCCGGAAGAAGCAGCGCAACCUAAGGGCUCUACGAAGCAGAUCCUGGUGUCCCUGUGGGCCCGGGUGCUGGAUGUCGGGGUUAGCCAGAUCACAGACGAUAUCACGUUUGCCGAGCUGGGCGGCGACUCGAUCACAGCGAUGAAACUGUCGUCGAAGGCACGCCGCGCCGGCAUCGCGCUCAGCGUCGCUGACAUCAUGAAGCGGUCGCGCUUCGCCGACGUGGCCGCGGCGUGCCGGCCGCUCACCGAGACCGCCGAGGUGUCUGAGUACGAGUACCAACCAUUCAUGACGUUCAGCCCGGAAGCCGGAAUCGACCAGUUCCUCCGGGAGGCCGUUGGAGCGGGCCAGGACGAGAUCGAAGACAUCAUUGAGGCGACGUCCACGCAGAAGGGCAUGAACACAUCGGCCACUUCGCAGCACGGCGGCAGCAUCAACCACGUGUGGUUGGACUUCCGCGGGCCCGUCGACGCCUACAAGUUGAAGGCGGCGUGCUCAGUCAUCGUAGCCCGUCACAGCAUCCUGCGUACAGUAUUCGUCCCGCACGGCGAGAAGCUAAUGCAAGUCGUCUUCCGCCAGCACACACCGCAAUGGAUCGACGUCUACGCCGACGCCGACCAAACCAUCGAGACCACCACUGCCGCCAUUCUCGCCAGGAGCCAGCACGAGCCCGAGCGGCACGGGCGGCACGGCCUGCGGUUCAGCUUCGUGUCCGGACCCGCCGACGAGAGCCGCCUGGUCGUUCGCAUCCCGCACGCCCUGUACGACGGGAUCAGCAUGCCACUCAUACUAGAAGACCUCCGUGUGGCAUACGAGGGCCAGCCACUGCCCGCGGCGCCGCCGAGCUUUGCGGCGCACCUGCACGCGCGACGGCGUCUGGUGGCCGCGGGCGACACCGAGGCAUACUGGCGCGAGCACCUGCGGGGGUCGCGGAUGACGCGACUGGUCCGCCGCACGAGCGCUGCCGCCGCCAACGUCGACCAGCACCUAACACGUUCGUUCUCUGUCGCCGGCGCUGGCUACAGCAAGUACGCGCUGGAGACGGUGCUGCACGCGGCGUGGGCGCUGGUGCUUGGGCGCCUGUCAGGUACUGCCGACGUCGUGUUUGCGCGCGUGGCGGCCAGCCGCGACGUGCCGCUGGCGGGGGCGCUCUCGGUGUGCGGCCCGACGGUCAACACGGUGCCAGUGCGGGUGCGGCUGGGGCGCGGCGCGGCGACGCGCCACGAGCUGCUGGCGGCAGUCGAGGACGACCGCCUCGCGGGCCUCCGGCACGAGCACCUCGAGACGGAGCAGCUCGUCGCGAAGUGCUGCGACGCGGGGUGGGCCGGCGGCAGCGACACCGACGACAAGGCCGCGCCGCUGAGGUUCGGCAGCCUGCUCCUCUACAACAACCUCGACGCGGCGCAGACCUUCGAGCGCGGCGAGAUGGGCGCCUGGCGCGGCGCCGAGUGCCGCAUCGGUGCCGCGGCGCGACCGUGGGACGCGGCGGACGUCCAGCUCGCGGUCAUGCCCGAAGGGCCAGCCGGCGAACGCGCGCGGGUGGACUUCGUCUUCGCGGGGUCGGUGAUCUCGCGGGACGCUGUCGCUACCAUGAUGGAGAUGUUCUGCCAGAAUGUAGAGAUGCUGGCUGCUGAGGAGGACGGGGAGAUUGAGGGUUUGGACGGAUUUGGGGCUUGA